AAAUAGCUUUUCGUAGAGUUUUUAUUAUAUCUUUUUUACAGUUUAGUGUAAAUAUGUUGAGAGCAAUAGUUUUAUUAGUCUUAAUAAGUCUUCACUCAAUAGUCUGCGACGACCCGACCAUUGACGUGAAGACCAGUUCAGGUGUGGUGAGGGGGAAGGUUAUCACAUUGUAUAACCACACUGUGGACCAGUUUUUAGGCAUACCCUUCGCACAGCCACCCUUAGGUGCCCUUAGAUUCUCUAAGCCUAAGCCCAUUGAAACGCCAGCGAAGGAUGUUAUCGACUGUACAGCCAAUAAGGACUCAUGUAUGCAACACGACGGCACUGGACUGCUGAAAAUCAGCGAGGACUGCCUGUUUGUGGACCUGUGGGCCCCUCAUAGUUCCAACGCAAGUGGUGGUGCCCUAAAGCCGGUCAUGUUCUGGAUAUACGGCGGUUCCCUCACGAGUGGCUCCGUAGCUCUGCCCACAUAUGACGGCGCUUUGCUUACUUCUUACGAUGUGGUGAUUGUGACCACAAACUACAGGUUAGGAGCCUUUGGUUUCCUAUACGGCGGCGAAGAGUCGGCACCGGGAGAUGUGGGCUUUUUUGACCAACUGUUGGCACUGAAAUGGACAAAGGAAAACAUUCACCUCUUCGGCGGUGAUCCCAAUCAGAUCACAAUAUUCGGUGAGAGCGCCGGCAGUUGGUCCGUAUCGGCACACAUAUUGUCGCCACUAUCUCGGGGUCUAUUCAAGAGGGCUAUCCUGGAGUCGGGCGCUAUAUUUCAGGACAAAAAGGCCGGCGUUUUGUCUAAAGAGAAAGCGCUGACAGAAGCGCAACAAAUGGCCAAAUCAUUGAACUGUACGGAUGGGAAGCUGUGGUUGGAUUGCUUGAGGAAAGUGGACGCCAAGACCGUUAAUGACUAUAAGGGCCUGGAUAUCUUUCCUAUUUAUGGCACACAAUUCCUCCCAUUGAAUGCACAACAGUCAUUCAUAACACACAAUUAUAGCGCCGACAUCGACAUAAUGGCUGGUGUUAUGCGAAACGAGGGCUCAAUGUUGGGUCACAUGGAGUACCCAAAGAGUGAUUCCCUGAAAACCAAAGAGGACUUCAAGAGUUUGGUCAAAGCAGUGACCAUCCCAGAUCUGGAUGUUGAGAAAAUCACCGCAUUUUACUUGACCGAUGUGGUCGCCAACUCAACCAAUGGCACUAAACAUGCCUUUUGGGAGUUCUUCGGUGACAUAGCCAUCACUUGUCCCACAUAUCUGUUCGCCAAAGAGUUUGCCCAAAAUUCGCCCAAAAAUAAUGUAUACUUCUAUGAGUGGACUCAUCCCUCAUCACUAUUGGGUCCAUUAAUGGGCUGUUCCCAGGAAAUGGGUGUCUGUCACGCGGCCGACAUUGAGAUAGUGUUCGGAAUGUCUGUUUUGGUCCAUUCAAAGGACACUGACUUCAGUAAAUCAGUUAUGCAAAUGUGGACCAACUUUGCUAAGAAUGGUAAACCAAUGGAUGGCACGUCCUAUAAGUGGCCGCGACUUAUAGAGUCAGGUGUUGUGAGUCCGGUGACCAAAAUAAAGGAAAUAAAUCCCACAAAACCGGACACUAUAUUAGAUAAUUUCUUUGAGAAAACUUGUGAU
Molecule: messenger RNA, 1616 nt
Organism: Oppiella nova
Lineage: Eukaryota; Metazoa; Arthropoda; Arachnida; Sarcoptiformes; Oppiidae
Source: the annotation of a GenBank genome assembly